This is a messenger RNA of Podarcis lilfordi (Lilford's wall lizard), 6164 nucleotides long. The record is from the annotation of a GenBank genome assembly. NCBI's taxonomy places the organism in Eukaryota, Metazoa, Chordata, Lepidosauria, Squamata, Lacertidae.
GGAACCGAUUCAACAAAGGCGGAUGUAGGGUGACGGUGGGGGGGGGAAGAAACCGGUGGGGGGGGGCAGGGCCUGCUCUGGAAAAGGUCGUAGUCGAGCUUAGGGGGCUUUUCUGUGGGCCUGCUUGCGUUUUCCAGAAGACAGACAUGGAAUGGGAAAUGUGGUUGCUUCGCCACACUGGGAAAGGCGUCCCCCUCCCCCGAUCUCCCCGGCCGCCGCCACCCCGCCCUCCAUGUGUCUCCUUCUGCAUUCUGGUAAAACAGAGGAAUUGUGUUGGCUUCAGAAUGCAAAAGCGUUGGGCCACAGAGACAAUAUAACAAAAGGGGAAAGAGUUCUUCUGAACAAUGGCGGAGAAAUGGGGGAGAAAGUGUGGAAGGGAGCAACGAAGCAGCAGGCACGGGAGGGAGGUUUCUGCUCAGAGAAAGGCGGCCAGGAAGGAGAAAGAGAGGGAGAGGAUAGGGGCCCAAAUGAAAUGACCAACUUUUCAUAGGGAACAAGGCUUCCUUUAGAUCAGGAUUUAUACCCUGUUUUCAAAGCCGGCAUGCACCAACAUAGUUUUACAUCUAAAGCUGUUAGGGAAAUAUUAAAUCCCUACAUGAACGUUCUUUUGUUUUACAAAACGCCUCCUCGUGAAUCCACUCCUCGGGCCACGAGUUGGCCACUCAUAUCGAUGCGAUCUACUCCCAGACCGUCGUGCCUGGGCAAUACGUGACUGUGCGUGCAAUGAGUAGAAUGGCAAUCAAUGGGGCUACUCGUAAAGGGAACCCUGUAGCCUUCCUUCCUUCCUUCCAGUAAAUUGAAGAAUAUAUAAAUAUUACUCUUAAACACACACACACACACACACACACACACACACACAGAGAGAGAGAGAGAGAGAGAGAGAGAGAGAGGAAGAGAAUGAGAGAAUCCGAGGUGUGACUACAGGGCCAAACGGAAGUGUUUUUAAAAGUCCCACUCAGAGCGAGUUUAGCUCUACCAAAUGAAAGCCAGGAAGUACGCAUGAGACUUUCAAAGUCUCACAGCCAGAUUCGGGGCAUGUUUGUCUUAGUAAACAAUGCAUACUUAUCAAUAUUUUGAGUGGGCCUCGGUUUUGAGAGAGGGAGCAGGAAGAAAGGGGAAGCUGGAGAACAGCCUAAUCCAGAUCAGCAGCAUUUUAGGAAUGAAAAUAGUAUUAUAGUUUCAGAGGGACUAGGGUGGUACGGAAUCAUACAUGGUGUGUGGGUGUGUGUAUGUGUAGAUAACAUAGAAGCAACAGCCAUUAACACACUAAUACUAAAUAUUGGGCUGAUUUCGACAUUUGCAAGAUGAAAGCAUAAGAAGUGCACAUAGUUAUUUCCGGACUCCGGCAGGCAAAAUUUGCCUUCUUUUAGUCAGGCCUGUUUUCCUUCCUGCAUUGCAGGGGGUUGGACUAGAUGACCCUUGGGGUCCCUUCCAAAUCUACCAUUCUAUUAUUUUAUGCUGAAUUCUGUGCUGUUGAGUCCUUCCUGCUCACCUCUCCUUUUUGUGCAGAUGAAGCCCCCGUGGGACCCACCACCUCCCCACCUCCAACCCAGGGGCUUUCCUCCAGGUUUAAGCUGACCCUGCCUUUCCUCUGGGGCAGGUCUAGCCCCACCGAAAGCCAGGCGUCUCUCCUGGCGCCACGGACUUGAGCGGAAUCAGGGAUUUACAUCUGCGAGAAGAAAUCACUUGCGGUCCUCGCGAGGGAAUCCAGAAAGGCCUCUCCCAACGCCCGGCCAUUUGUUUCCCUCGGCUCCCUCUUUCCCUCCUCGGAAGGAGGGCGGCAGCUUAGUGAUCAAGCGCCUGGAGGAGCGCUGUCGACCCCCUCGCCCCUUCCUCCAGACAGUCUCCUCCCCCUAACCGCUGGCCAUGCCAUCCAGAGGGCUGCUAUUUUAAAAACUCGCAUCUUUCUAGACCUCAUGGUUUCAACCCGUGGACACUCCUUGCGGGUGGGGGGAGGGAGGCAAAGGUUAUACGUGAGAAGCGGGGUGCGGGAGCAAAAGUGGAUGGGAGGUGAGAGAGAGGAGAGGCCUGACAGUUUGCACAGGCGCUCUGGCGGCUCAGCUGCCGGAGAGAACCUGAGAAAGCUUCCCUGGCAACCUUUGUAUAAGCGCUUCCUUCCUCUAACCGCGCCCAGCAGCGUCGGAUCGUCCGAAAAAAACAGCAACCCAGUACCCAGUCGCCAGGCAGGCACACUACCGCCUCCGUUUCAGCCCAGGCUGCCGGCUCCAACUGCCCCCCACUGACUCCCCGUCUCCAGGAGCCAACGGCGCCAUUCCCGUGCGUUAAAGCCAACCACGCUGCCCGCAGCAGCAGCAACAAUGGCGUUGCCUUGCAGAGAGCCUCAUUUCCAUGCAAAUAACCGCGAGAGAGAGGCUGGACCAAGCGCAUUUUAACUCUUGCCGGUUCGCGCGCGCACGCCGGGGUCUGUCUGAGGACGCAUCGGCAACUGGCAGAGCUCAGCCGCCGGCCUCCUACCUCUCUCCAUGCCCCCAAACCUCCCCCAGCCCCCUUGAUCUCUCUCUCUCUUUCUCUCCACACCUCUCUCUCUCACACAGCAACCCCAGACUGCUGGAGACUGCCCAAGGCAGACCAUAAUGAUCCAAGCGAUCUAACUGUAGCCGAGAGGGUUCAGCCUAGCUGUGCUCUCUCGACAACAGCCCUGGAGAAAGCAGCAGCAGGAGCAGCUACCCAACUGGGGACGCCCUGCGCGGGUCCCUUUGCUUACCUGCCAAGCCCAGGCUGUCCCUUCGUAAAUCCAUGCAAGAGCAGCCCCCUCCGGCGGCGGCUCUGUGCUUGCUGCUGCUGCUUCAGGCUGAGCGCCUGGGCGCGCACUGCCUCUCCGGCCCGGCUCUCAAACCCCAACGCGCUGACUGGGGACGGGGGAGGAGAUGGGGGGUGUGGAGAGAGAGAAGGAAAGAGGGAGAGAGGGAGGGAGAGAGGGAGGUGGUGGUGGCUGCGCGUCACCUUGAUGGAGGAGCGCUCGGAAUUUAAAUGCCACAGCCAGGGUGAUCCAUCACCAGGAAGGAGCAGGGCAACUUUGGCAGGAGGAGCAGCCAUUGGCUGCCGCCCUCACGUGGCCGCCGUCUCACUGUACAUUCAUAUCAUUUUUCUUCUGGCCCCCAUGGAGGAAGUGAGAAAGUUGGCACGGUCACCCAGGACUCCGAAGAGCCGGUCAACCGGUGAUAGAUGGACACGGCGAGGAUGAAUUCCUUCCUUGAUUAUCCGCCCAUCCUCAACGGCGAGUCCGCCACUUGCUCACCCCGGGCUUACCACCACCACCGCCACCACCACCACCACCCCGACCAUGGGAUUACCACAACCACGUUCCAGUCCUGCGCUGUCAGUGCCAACAACUGCAACGGGGACGACCGCUUCCUCGUGGGCAGGGGGGUCCAGAUCAGCCCCCAUCCCCACCACCAGACUGCUACCUACCAGCACCACCCCAACCUGGGGAUGUCCUACGCCCACCCGAGCUGUGGGCCCACCUACGGCGUGCAGAACUUCGGCGCGGGGGGCUACAGCCACUACCCACUCGCUCAAGAGGCAGAGAUUAAUGGGGGCUUCCCCCAGUGCGCUCCUGCGCUCUACUCUGGAAACGUCUCGUCGUCCGUGGUUCAGCAGCCCCAGGUUUAUGCUGGGGGCCCCGUGGGCUCUGCUCAGUACAUCCACCCCUCUUAUGGCGACGAGCAACAGAGCCUAACCCUAACCAAUUACAGCCACCCCCUGUCUCCACUUCAUUCGAAUCACCAGGAAGGCUGCGGUUCCCCUUCGUCGGAGACUUCUCCUCCCGCCCAGACUUUCGACUGGAUGAAAGUGAAGAGGAACCCUCCCAAAACAGGUGAGUCACCUGCCUGAGCGAUCACUCUGGACUUCGGGAAGUUCGGGCCCGAAGUUUUCUUCUUUUUAUUAUUAUUUUUGUAAGGUGGACGCGGAAGAUCUGCAUUUAAGGUAGAUGCAGGUCAACUUGAUGGUCCCAGGUACGAUGGGAACAGGUAUGGCUGGGAUCCUGAAGCGUACCGGUUCUCCAGAGGUGGGGGGAAGGUCGUGUUGUGAUUUGGGGUUCGUAUUAUAAUGCUCAGUUUGAUGUGUUUGUGUCCCCGCUGUGGAUCACAAAGCAGUCGGUGGUCAGAUCUCCCCUGAUCUAGGUGAGUUCAGUUGCUGUUUCACUGGACAGGCGGACACUAAGAAGUUAGCCCAUGUGCAUUCGCUAGGUCUUUACUUAGGAAUAAGCAGGUUUCCGAUUGGCCCACAAAGUUCCUUUCACUUAAAGAGCUCAUUCUCUAUGGUUUGUACCUGCGCGCGCCUGCCUAUUGAUUCAUGUCACCUAUAAAUCAUUGCUACGAGUUAACGCUUCUGAUGUGGGUUGUUGUUGCUGUUUUCUUCCUUCCUUCCUUCCUUCCUUCCUUCCUUCCUUCCUUCCUUCCUUUCUCUCUCUCUCUCCCCCUCUUCUCUCUCUUUCCUUUCUCCCUCUAGGGAAAGCUGGCGAGUACGGUUAUGUUGGCCAGCCCAACACGGUCCGGACCAACUUCACCACCAAACAGCUGACGGAGCUGGAGAAGGAAUUCCACUUCAACAAAUACUUAACCCGGGCCCGCAGGGUGGAGAUCGCCGCCUCGCUGCAGCUGAACGAGACUCAGGUCAAGAUCUGGUUCCAGAACCGCAGGAUGAAGCAGAAGAAGCGAGAGAAAGAGGGCUUGCUCCCCAUUUCUCCGGCUACCCCAACAGGAAGCGAAGAGAAAGCGGAGGAGUCCUCGGAAAAGUCCAGCCCAUCCCCCUGUACCCCUUCGCCAGCCUCCUCUACCUCAGACACUCUGACUACCUCGAAUUGAAAGACAUGCUGCUCCUCAUUCUCCCUCUAAGGCACAAUCUAAGAGUAAAUUUAUUGUGUUUCGAACUUAUCCCCUUGUUUAUUUUCCGACUCUCACGCAAUUGGCGGAGAGAGCAACCCAAACUCUCACCCUGAACCCUUUGAUCUGGAGACAAGUCUCAUUGAUUUGAAUGGAACUCUCUCACAAAUUUAGCAACUUUGAGGCUGAGAUCCUAUAAGGCCUGCAAGCAAGCUCUCUGGAAGCCAACACGCCUGAGUAGGCAGGCCACAGGACUGCGCUGUUAAAUCAUCCCUAAAUCCCAUGAAAAGGAGCGGGAUGGGACUUUGUGACUAUUUUAAACUCAGUUGAUUUCAAUGGGAGCUGGCUCACGUUGUCUGGGUUGUGGCCCAGGAGUUUAGGACCUCACUCUGAGUAGCUUAUUCAGUAUCACUCACUAAGCCUGCCUCAGCUCCUCAGAGUUGAUCUGUUUUCAUCUCUCUAAAGACUGUAUUGUGGGAACAAUCAAGAGAAUUUGUUAGAUCAGAAUCGAAUUGCCAAAGAUAUUGCUACUGUUUUCUCCUCCAACCAAAGACCUGUCAGACCCAAAUUCACGAAUAGAUGCACUAUUGAAAGCGUUUACACGACUUCGAGAACUUUCACCACUUUAAUUUAAUGUCUCUUGUCUUCUCGUGUGUAUGAGUUUUGUUGGUUGUAAAUACUUUGUCCCAGAGAUUUAUCUUUUUACGGAUUUUCUAGAAAUGUUUAGAUAAGAUGAUGAGCUUAAACAGGGUGGUUACAUUCUCAACACUGGAUUCGAUUUUAUAGCGAAAAGUGAGGAUGUCACGAACGAAAAGUUGUUCAACUCAAUCAGAUACCUCAAAAAUCAUAGGUUGCUACUAUUUCUUUGAACGAGCUAGAAAAGAAAGUGGAAAUUGCACUAGGUUUUUAAAAAAUAAACCUUGCUUAUUAGUGUCUACCCCCGCUUUAAAUCCCCCCCCUUUCCCGAACUCUGUGCUGGAUCAUUCCCAACCCCCAAUAUUAUCAUUAAAAAGGGAGAGGGGAGAUCCCCCCCACCCCCAGGAAACGUUCCUUAGACUUGAAGUCUUUUCAGCCCAAUUCCUGAAUGUGAUGAAUGGCCAAACGAAUGUAUAUUUUAUGUGAUUCGUGGACGGAACUUGCAUGAUGCACAACCGCUUGGAUGUACUCAGUGAAAAUAACACUGAGUUCUAUCAGUUGUCAUUUGUGAUGGAGUACUUUCUGAUUUUUUUCUGUACAAUCAUCCAAGGUUCUGAGAUUCUGUGUUUAAAAAGGAAAAAAAAAAGAGAAAGGAAUCCAGAGCAGAAUUUUACGGGUCCU